AUGAUAUUUCCAGUAUUAACACUCCCACAAGAGAUUGACCUCAUUUGGACGCAACGCUGGUCCCUCAUGACCGUGCUGUACCUAGUCAUACGCUAUGCUGGAAUACCAUAUUCUGUUGUCAAGGUUCUGGGCAAUAUCAUGAGCUAUGCGUUAAAUGGAACAAAUGUGAUCGUAACUGCCAUGUUGGGAGUCAUCAUGAUUGCUCGGUUGCAUGCCAUGUAUCAGAGACCUAGGAGGAUGCUUAUCUUCCUUGUUAUCAUCUUCCUAGCUGUCAACAUUGCCUGCGGAGUAAUCACGAUCAUAGGACUCAAGUAUGAUUUCGUAUCGGAGGAACUGAUACUCUCUGGUAUUCCUGUGUGCUAUAACGGAUUCGAGGGGGAUUCCCAGCUUCUGAUAUCAAUGGUCUGGACGCUCAACACUGUUUGGGAGGUCCUCGCACUGUGUCUUUCAGUCUGGAUCGCUGCGAAGCACUUCCGUGACCUGCGACGGCUCGGCCCAUUGACAGGAUCGACCAUUGGGGACUGUUUCAGAGUGCUGAUAGAAUCUCACGUCCUUUAUUUUGCAAGCUUUGCUGGUGUCUCUUGCCUCCAGCUUGUUAAAAUCUCUCCAGACGUCACGAAUUCGAAUUCUGUAGCAGUUGAGAUACUCAAUGGUGCUAUGAGUAUUUUAUUUUCCGUGCAGAUGUUUGUGCUGGGACCACGCCUCAUCCUUAGCGUUCGACAAUAUCACGCUAAACUCGUGGCCGAAUCCGACGCAGAAACUAGCAUGAAUUCGAUCGUCUUCCAGGAGCGUGUGCAUGUACCGACUAGCAGUACUGUGUAG
This is a messenger RNA of Suillus discolor, 822 nucleotides long. RefSeq lists its product as uncharacterized. The record is from RefSeq and is a predicted model, not a curated record. Bases 1 to 822 code for a protein of 273 amino acids. The transcript has 10 exons. NCBI's taxonomy places the organism in Eukaryota, Fungi, Basidiomycota, Agaricomycetes, Boletales, Suillaceae.